Messenger RNA from Myiozetetes cayanensis, 4562 nucleotides. RefSeq names its product LIM homeobox 2 (gene LHX2). Gene Ontology annotation, molecular function: RNA polymerase II transcription regulatory region sequence-specific DNA binding; DNA-binding transcription factor activity, RNA polymerase II-specific. Lineage: Eukaryota; Metazoa; Chordata; Aves; Passeriformes; Tyrannidae. Gene Ontology annotation, cellular component: nucleus. Bases 622 to 1932 code for a protein of 436 amino acids. Gene Ontology annotation, biological process: neuron differentiation; regulation of transcription by RNA polymerase II. The record is from RefSeq and is a predicted model, not a curated record. The transcript has 5 exons.
UCCCCUUGGCUUUUUCUUUUCCCAAUGAGCUCCACCGGGCUGGGGGAGGAGCGGGGGAAGGAGCAAACUUUGCCCCUGAGCUGCCGCCGCUGCCAGCCCUCUGGACUGUGAGUGCGUACGGUGGGCACCCGCCCCAGCCUCCCUGCAGCACCAGCCCGCUCUCCGCCUGCUGCAGCCUCCCUCUCCCUCGCUUUCCUCCUCUAAAUUUCGCACAGUACGAUGUAGGGGGCUUGUCGUUAUUUCUUUUUUCAAUUAUUAUUUAUUUUUCACCGAAGAUGGUUUAAUUUUUUUUUAUAUUCCUAUUAUUUAUUAAUCCCUCCCAACCGUAAACCUGCCCAACCUUCUGCCAGCUUGGCCAGAGCAUAAAGCCUGGGACUGCACCUGGGGCAAUGAGCCCUGCACUGAAGAAGCCUCCUAGAGGGAUGUGCCGGGGCCGCGCAACAGACUAGAUCCAAGCCCCGAAGCUCACACCACCAGUUAUCCCUUCUCCCUCAGCCCCUGCGCCCGCCUUUUCUGCGCCCCAUCCCCCUGAAAGCUCGGACCAGUGCUUGCGUCGCGCUCCGGAGAGCUCUGCCGGGGGAACAGCCCGGUGCCCGAGGACAGACGGGGCGGCCGUGCUAGAUGCAUGGGGGAGGGCUCCGGUUAAUGCAAGUUCUGGGCUCCUGCAGGGACCCCGACAACUGUCAGCAGCAGCAGCAAUUCGGGCCCUCCUCCUCUGCUUCCUCAGCGAUGCUUUUCCACAGUCUUUCCGGCUCGGAGAUGCACGGGGUCAUCGACGAGAUGGAUCGGAGAACCAAAAGCGAAGCACCGGCCAUCAGCUCGGCUAUAGACAGGGGAGAGACGGAAACGCAGACCAUGCCUUCCAUCAGCAGUGACAGGGCUGCCCUGUGUGCCGGCUGCGGGGGGAAAAUCUCCGACCGUUAUUACCUCCUGGCUGUGGAUAAACAGUGGCACAUGCGCUGCCUGAAGUGCUGUGAAUGUAAACUCAACCUGGAGUCCGAGCUCACCUGCUUCAGCAAGGACGGCAGCAUCUACUGCAAGGAGGACUACUACAGGAGGUUUUCGGUUCAGAGAUGUGCGAGGUGUCACCUGGGGAUUUCUGCCUCCGAGAUGGUCAUGAGGGCCAGGGAUUUGGUAUAUCACUUAAAUUGCUUCACUUGCACCACUUGCAACAAGAUGCUGACCACUGGCGAUCACUUUGGCAUGAAGGACAAUCUGGUGUACUGCCGCCUCCAUUUCGAGACUCUCAUCCAGGGGGAGUACCAGGUGCAUUUCAAUCACUCGGAUGUAGCCGCUGGGAAGGGCCCGGCUUUGGGAGCGGGCUCUGCCAACACUUUGGGACUGCCUUAUUACAACGGCGUGGGGACUGUCCAGAAGGGGAGACCCAGGAAAAGGAAAAGCCCAGGGCCUGGAGCAGAUCUGGCAGCCUACAAUGCAGCUUUGAGCUGCAAUGAGAACGACGGGGACCACCUGGACAGGGACCAGCAGUACCCCAGCAACCAGAAAACCAAGCGCAUGAGGACGUCCUUCAAACACCACCAGCUGCGGACAAUGAAGUCAUACUUUGCUAUCAACCACAAUCCCGACGCCAAGGACUUGAAACAGCUGGCUCAGAAGACUGGCCUCACCAAAAGAGUUCUUCAGGUUUGGUUUCAAAAUGCUCGAGCCAAAUUCAGACGGAACCUCUUACGUCAAGAAAACACAGGGGUGGAUAAGACUUCAGACUCCACACUGCAAGCAGGGACCCCGUCAGGCCCUGCCUCAGAAAUAUCCAAUGCCUCCAUGAGUCCAUCCAGCACUCCCACGACUUUAACGGACUUGACUAACCCCACCAUGCCUACUGUGACGUCUGUCCUGACAUCAGUGCCCGGGAGCCUUGAGGUUCAUGAAUCUCGAAGUCCUUCACAGACAACUCUUACAAAUCUUUUCUGAUGACUCUUUCUUAAUAAUUUCUUUAAAAAAGAAAUUAUUCUUAGCUGAAAUUCCAAGUGUAUUUUAAUAGAGGCUUUGAGCAACUGACUAACCACAAUUAGGAUCUCUCCUAAAACAACAGAAGGAAAUGUAGUGUUCUGGUAUUAUGGAGUACGGACCGAGGAAUAACUUGGAAGAUCUAUUGCAACACAACAUUUGUGUAACUGUACAGUUUUGUGGACUGAGCAAGGGAAACAGCAAUUAAUUUAAGUUGGCUAAAGCUUCUGUAUUUUCAAAGACUGCCAUGUGCCUUAUAUACUGUUUUAUCUACAUUCUUUGGAUUCCAUGUCCACUUCUCUCUUUUUCUCUCUGUAUAUUUAUGACCAGGGCAAAAAUGUUAAAGAGUUUGUUACUUUGGGUAGUCCUAAGCCUUUCAUUGUUGCUUUGUUGUUUUAGAAUUUUAAGGUCGAAGUCUGUUCGAAUACCAGAAUUUGUAAAAUCUAAUCAGUAAUAAAACCACUUAUGGAAACUACUUGGUAACGGCUGCAGUUACAUUUAACAUUAGUGUCACAGUCGAGGUAGGCUGAGUGGGUGUAAAAGGGUUAGAAAACUGCACUUCAAACACAGUAUCUGCCUAGGAAAAACCCUAAAUAUGAUGUACACAUUCCUCCCGUUCCUGAAGUAUGUAUGGCGAGAACUCCAGCUUGUGCAACAGUCUAGGUAUCCUCAUUGUAGAGAAAUAAAUGUUAGUUGCAGGUAGAAGUUAUCAGAUAAUGUUAAAAUUCAAACAGAAAACUGUCCUUGAUUUUGCUGUGUGGAACAAGCCUGGCUUCAGCCAGUGUGAGAAAGCAGCCUGGGGCUUGUCCCGUGGGCACUGCGAAAUGCUUUCCCUGGGAAAGGGGCAGAAGUAUUUCAGGUCGAUUUACAACAUCGGUGGGCAAAGUCGAGGCAAAAUUAUGUUCUAUGAAGUCACUGCCUUACAUUUUUUGUAAUGCUUUGAAGGAAUAAAAAGCCAAGGAAGAACAUUGACACUGAUAAAAGUGGUUAUUCCUUUAAUCAUUAUGGACCUUUCAGUACGAUUCAAUUCCUUCUCCCCAAAAAUCUCUGCAGAAUAUAACUCAUAUUUUGAGUUUUUUCCCUCUUGUUUCUGAAGAUGCUUUUCUGUAAUUAAAGAAAUACCUCAGCAAAGUUAAACGUGUAUAAGAACGAGUCUACACUGCGCUGUUUGCCCAGUAGGUUUGGAGGUUUGGAGUGGUACAUAAGAUGCAGAUGGCUGUUCCUUUUCAAACCUGUUCCAAUCAGUUAUUUCAGUCAGAUGCUGGGUUAUGUGUGGCCAGCUCUCUAAAACUAAUCCCUCGUUCCCAUUGGAUCAGAAUUACUGAAAGAUUAUUCCGAAUAAACAGCAAGAGGGGUGCCAAGAUUCGUGUUCUUUGCCCUUCUCAGGGCAUUGAAGAUGAUUUUGCAGGCUGGACUCUCUGCUAACAAUGUUUUGGUUUUAAAAGCGCCACAUUUAUUCCACUUUCUGAGCUGAAAAUUUGCCAUUCUUGUGCAAGCCAAAUUCCUGUCGAGAUCAGGGAGAGAUUUCAGAGCAUAAGGACUGUGGGAUAGAAUCGCUGACAUAAUUAGGUCAUUUAUUAACCUUUUUUACACUUCAGCUUAAAAAACCCCACAGGUGAGCUAUGGGAAAAGCAAGGUAGUCCUCAAAAGAUGAAAACUAGCUGAGAUCUGUGAGAGGGAUUAAGGUCUGGUCACCAAACCCAAGGGGCUGGCAGAGCCCUUUGAGUUUGUGCACAGGGAUCAGACACUAAAAACGAUAAUUUGGGCUGAAUUAAUAACUGUUACAGGUUUGUCCAGGACAUUUUCCCUCGUAAUCCAAGUGUCUAACAAGGACAUUGUGCUGGUUGCUGGACGGUAACAGAGCACAGAUCUGCCUUUCAAAGCUGUUCUGGCACGGAGAUUCUGCUCUUUGUAACGUUUUGCUCAUUGUCACUCACCUUGGAGGUUGUAUUUUUCUUUUUACGUGCUUAGCUGGAUCUUUUCUUGAUUUAAAAGGCAAUUUUGGUCUGCUGUUAAAUGGUUACAGCCCGUAAUUAAACCCCUGUGUAUUAACCUGUAAACAGUUUGACAAAGCUGACUCCUGAAUUCUGAAGUGUGACGGCAAAUGUAGCGGAAAACAACUCCAGUGGUUCUUUCCACCUGUACUGCUGUUGUUUGUGGUCUUGUGUUCAGCUACCUGACUCCACGUGGAUGGAAGUUCCUUUCAGAUCAGUUCUCACUAUUGCCUUUUCAGAUACCUGGCGCCCAUGGAGGGGAAUAUUCUUGUGUUAAUCUUACCUGCAACCUAUACGAGACAAUUAGAGAAAUUGUCUGGUUUAAUCAAAUCAGGGAUUUUGCAUAUAAAUAAGAGACAAUAUUCUAUGUAGGGUCUUUAUGUAGGUGCAUUAGGAUUCACUCUGGCUCCGAUGGCCUAUGUUGUCCCCAUGAUUGUUUCAAUCCUGUGGUAUUGUUUGGUUGUUUAGAGCUUGUUGGUUUUGAAUGCUGUACAUUUUUUUACUACUGCAAUCCUGAUGUUUCUUCACAUUCUUGUACAGUUCCACAUUUGAUGUAUUAGUCUGGAAUUCUGUUAAAAACAUGAACAAAAAUGGAAAUGA